AGAUUGUUUGCCUCCCGAGAGCUCACACGGCUCAGUUGCCCAAUGCUCCUGGACCAGAUGCUCUGCAGGCUGCACGGGGAGGCGCGCAGGUUCUGACACCGCUAUCCAUACGUGGACUGUUUUCUGGACAACAAAACCGAAUUCCUAAGCCCUUGCAUGCUCUGUUAAUAGGUUUGACUGCCGACACAGAGCAAAGAUGGAUGUCAAACACAUUAAGGAUUACCUCUCAUGGCUGUACUAUCAAUAUCUUCUCAUCACAUGUAGCUAUGUCCUGGAGCCCUGGGAACAAUCCAUUUUUAACACCCUUCUGCUGACUAUUAUUGCAAUGGUGAUCUACAGCUCUUACAUUUUCAUCCCAAUUCACGUUCGACUGGCAGUUGAGUUUUUCUCCAGAAUCUUUGGAGGACAACAUGAAAGUACUGUGGCCCUUAUGAGCUGAGACAACAUAUGUUUCAGGGGCCUUUUGACUAUACCUAUACAUGGGAAAUGCUGCUUCUUAAAAUCAAGUGCUUUCGCAUCAGCUUGUGGGUGGAGGAUAUUGUACAACUAGCAUUCACUAUACUUCAUAUGUAAUGUGCAUGUUCAAAAUAUCCCCAGUCUAUCCAGAGCUUAAGCAGGAUAUUUGCCAGUAUUCUGCUAGUCAUUCUGAAAAACUGAAGGAAAAUCUUGGCAAACAAAAAUAGCCACAAGAAUGUGGGGUGUUAGCCAACAUAUCCAUGGAGAAUAUACAGGUCAUAUUCCAAAGAUUGGUCAGUUGCUACGCAUACUUUGAUACAACAUAUUUCAAGUUGAAAUAUGGCAGCACUCUGUAUGAAUAUACUCUAUUACAUGCUACAGUAUUGAAAUACUUGGGUGUUCCAGUUGCUGUGGGGUGCUCUGAUGUGACAGCACAUUAUAUAUCUUUACUAUUUAGAUGUGGUCCUUGUAUUUAAAUGGUAGAUUUGUGAAAACUGCUUAAUAGUGUUUGUACAUUUGUUGGGUGCCCCUCAGGUAGUAUCCUGUGAGCAUGUUGAAAACCUAAUAACUCAUGCAAUAGUACAAGGGAAUGUGCAUGGCUGCUGUAAAUCAUAUCUAAUUCUUCUAAGUAUGUUACCUCUAAAGAAGGCUGACUCUGUAAACACGUUGGUUUUGAUCUAUGUUGUCCGUAAAUUAAUUCUUCCAUCCUAAGACACUGUAAUAUAAUGUGAAGCUAUGUGGUCGUGGAAAAGGGUCAAUUUUAGGGAAGGACAGAAUUUUUACUCUAGGCUCUCCAGCUCACAGUGAACAGCGUAAAAUAUACAUAGUAUUAUACUGUGUAAGGGUAAUAGAUAUUUGUAGUAGUUUUGUAAAGGGUGACCACUCUGCCUCUCUUUGGCUGUCAUUAAAUUGCAACACCCAGCAUUAGUUAUCAGUCCAGCUAUUGGGUGCAAUGUUCUGUGAAUCAAUGCCUGGAGAUCAACAGGAUGGACAUCCCUGCUCUAAGUCUUUUGUCCUUCGGAUUGCCUUCCCACCAGCCUUCAUGUAUUGUCCAGCAACCACUUAUCUCUAUCUCGGUAAAGAGCAUACCUGGAAUUACCUAUGACACUGGAGCUAAAAGACUUUGGGCAAGGAAGCCUCGGAUAAUGGGCACUGUGGUUUGAAACCAUAUCCAGCAGGUCUGAGGAAUAAAAAUUAUGGACUAAGCCACAGCCCAUGUAUGAUGUCUGUGUCUUAGCCCGUCACAGUGCACUACAAGUGAUCUCACUUCUUAAUCUAUGCACGAAGACAAAUAGACAUUUUAUAAAUAAAAAUAAAAUCCAAGAUGA
This is a messenger RNA of Xenopus laevis (African clawed frog), 1784 nucleotides long. It is a transcript of the gene sptssb.L, whose product is annotated as serine palmitoyltransferase small subunit B L homeolog. The transcript is spliced from 3 exons. Gene Ontology annotation, molecular function: serine C-palmitoyltransferase activity. Gene Ontology annotation, cellular component: serine palmitoyltransferase complex; endoplasmic reticulum membrane. Gene Ontology annotation, biological process: ceramide biosynthetic process; endoplasmic reticulum organization; sphingolipid metabolic process. The record is from RefSeq and is marked provisional. NCBI's taxonomy places the organism in Eukaryota, Metazoa, Chordata, Amphibia, Anura, Pipidae. The coding region runs from base 197 to 439 and encodes 80 amino acids.